AUGGCUCCUACUGAUCUUCAAGGAGCGCCUGAUUUGAGCUACCGGACGAGUGGCCUUCCAGACGAUGUUGAAAAGUCUUCCAGUGUUCAGAAAGGUGAUGAGUCUGUGAAGGUGGUCACUGCGACACGGACCGACUUCUCGUAUCAUGACACUCGGAAGAUCCUUCGUAAAGUGGAUAUGCAUCUGCUUCCGCUCCUGAUGUUGUCAUACCUGCUCAAGAACCUCGAUGUCAACAUGAUCUCUUACGUCAAGACUAUGAAUUCUGGUCAGCCGACGAACGCUCUGACACAGCUCGGCAUGUCUACGAACGACUGGGCAUGGAAUAGCACUGUUUACACGAUCACCUUCAUGAUAUUCGAACUCCCGUCAAACAUGAUCCUUAAAUGGUCUACGCCUCGUCUUCAUUAUUUCCGCAUUAUCCUGUUCUGGUCUGUUGCGACUGCCUGCCAAGCAGCAGCAAAGAACGCCGGCGGUCUCCUCACUGCCCGAGCUUUCAUGGGCGUCUUCGAAGCUGGCCUGCUGCCAGGCAUCUUCGUCCAGAUGACCAUGUGGUACCGUCCUGACGAACUGUCCUCCUAUGGCCUGGCGUACAUUGACGGGCGCGGCGGACUUUCAGGCUGGCAGUGGGCAUUCGUCAUUGAGGGAAUCCUGGGUGUCUUCAUUUGCGCGGCGAUCUAUAUGUUCCUUCCCGACUACCCCGACUCUCCUCCAUCUUUCCGUCAAUUCCUCACUCCCGAGGAAGGUGCAUUCCUCGUCUCGCGUCUUCCGCCGAAUGCGGCGAGACAGUCAGAUGAGACGUUCUCGUGGAAGGAGUUUUGGGCAGCCUUGAAGGACCCGUUGACUUGGGGAUUCGGGAUGAUGAUGUUGUUCGAGCAGACCGGAACGUCUGGGUACUCUUUCUGGUUGCCUACAAUCAUUGCUGGGUUUGGCUUCACCACGACCGAAAGAGCACAGCUUCUCAACAUCCCACCCGCAAUCGUCUACAUCGUCGCCACGGCUUCCAUGGCGUAUGUCGUCGACAACACCUUCCGCUUCCCCAGACCCGGCUACCAGAUCAUGUCCAUGCUCGCUCUCAUCGGCUUCUUCGUCGGCCUUACCGUCCUCGAUACUACACACAAAGCUGGCCUCUACACGCUCAUCCUUCUCACAUCCAUGCCCCAUGCUGCGUUCCAGGCGAUCAUAUACCCGUGGCGUAGUCAGACCGUGAAGGGGAGUACGUACGUUGCCGUUGCGUUCGCGGUGCAGAACUCGGUCGGGCAGCUGGCCAGUGUGUUCUCGGCGCAGAUCUUCCGCUCGCAAUAUGCUCCAAGAUAUAGAAUUCCUUUCAUUGUCUGCGAGAUAUUCCUUGCUCUCACCAUCGGUGCCGUCGCGUUCACUUGGUACCACUGUAGGGAGACGGAGCGUGAGACACGUCGUAUUGCAGCUGCGAGGCAUGCAGCCGGCAAGCAGACGGGUGAGGUUUUGGAAGAGGAUGUCCAUGUCGGAAGGCUCUAG
Molecule: messenger RNA, 1494 nt
Organism: Stereum hirsutum FP-91666 SS1
Lineage: Eukaryota; Fungi; Basidiomycota; Agaricomycetes; Russulales; Stereaceae
Product: MFS general substrate transporter
Exons: 16
Coding region: 1-1494 (497 amino acids)
Biological process (GO): transmembrane transport
Cellular component (GO): membrane
Molecular function (GO): transmembrane transporter activity
Source: RefSeq, a predicted model, not a curated record